Molecule: messenger RNA, 3424 nt
Organism: Drosophila erecta
Lineage: Eukaryota; Metazoa; Arthropoda; Insecta; Diptera; Drosophilidae
Gene: drd
Exons: 9
Coding region: 264-2738 (824 amino acids)
Molecular function (GO): acyltransferase activity, transferring groups other than amino-acyl groups
Source: RefSeq, a predicted model, not a curated record
UCAGUUGACGUUGAAUGUUUCGUCUUGGCGGUCGCUUAAUUCAAUUCGCUGAACGCUGACACAAACGAUCCGAAAAUCACCGAUCGCCGAUCGUUCCGUUGUAAAAAAAGAUUUUUCCAAAAUUCUUGGUUUUUUUUUCUGUUCUGUUGCGUCCUUUGCUCUUGUGUGUGAUUAUUUGUGUGAUUAUGUGCCAGAGAACUGAAAACUCAUAAGUCGCAUAGAAAGUACACAAGAGGGUUUGCUAAUCCAGGAUCCUUGGCAGGAUGUCACGGCAUAUGCUGUCUCUACUGCUGGCAGUAAUUGCCAGUAGUCAGGCGCUCGAGGGCGUGGUCCAUCCCACCUGCAAUCUGAAGGACAAUUGCAAUUUGGGCGAUAAUCUCCUGGCCGGAGCCAAUGCCGCCUCCGAUGCUGGCGAUGUGUCUGCCGAUAAGCUGGAGAGCAAAAUAGCUUCGAUUUUCGAGGAUAAGGUCAACUACAGCCUGAAGUUGUUCGCCGACGAUGCGACCACAACGAUCCUGGAAUAUCAGACGGCCAACUUGAGUCAACUGCAUGCGGUAACGCCUGGAAAUUAUACGAUGCAUCAGGUGCAACAGGCGGAGGACGAGGACGACCAGGUGGAGGAGGAUGAAAGGGUUUACUUGUACAACAUUGGCAAGCGUUUUCUGGCCAUUACGCAGCCCUUCGAUGCGGCCAGAAAUCCGGAUGCCUCGACUUUGUGUCGCCGGCAGAUGCAUCAGUUUCUGAACGCCUUGGACAACUUCGAUCUGUGGGCUCUGAAGAUGCACGACUCCAGUGGCAAAUUGAACUCGGGCAUUUUGAAUGGCAACAUCAAUCAGCCCGGCGACUUUGACCAGUGCUUGGGCAUUCAGCAGCGGAUGAAGGAUCAGGAGGCGGGCAAGGAUCAGGAUGGGGACUCCAUCAUCCGUGGCCAGUAUUGCUUGGCCUAUGCCCAGCCAGUUCUGCCACACAAUUCGAAGCGAUUGAGGAGUUUCUUCAAGCUGAUCCAAUCACACGGACCUUUUAAAAGCGAGUUCAACGACCCUGGUCACCGCGUGCCCCGCUACUCCUUGAUCAACUGGGGCCUCUGUGUGCCCUCCGGCUGCUCCGCCCGGGAUGUGGAGUACAGUGUGGCCGAGUACCUGGGCAACCAGACCGCCUCCACGGGCAUCACCUUCAAUGUGCGCGUGGAGCCCCAGAUGUGCCAGGUGCGUGAUCAGCGGCCCUGGGAUCGGAACACCACCUGGGCGGUGCGCUUCUUCCUGCUCGUGCUCUCCGUAGCCAUCCUGUCCACCAUCUACGAUCGAUCGACCAAGUCGCAGCCCAAGCAGAAUCCCUGGUUCACGGCCUUCUCGUUGGACAAGAACCUGCGCUGGCUCUUCAGCACGAGCAGUGCUCCUGGAGACAUUGAAGCGGUGCAUGGCAUCCGUUUCCUGAACGCCCUCAUGCUGAUCUUCUCGCACAAGUCCAUGGCCAUGUUCUUCAAUCCGUACAACAAUCGCACUGCCAUGUCGGAGAGUCUGGGUCAGCCGUGGACGGUCAUUGGUCGAGCUGCCUCCCUCUACACGGAUCCCUUCCUGCUCUUCAGCGGCAUGCUGACCGCCUACUCCCUGUUUGGUCGCCUCAUGAAGCAGCAGCCCAUCAGGCUCAAGAACGAGUACAUUAGUCGGCUGAUGAGAAUUGUUCCGCCCCUGGCCGCUUUGAUCCUCUUCUGCACGUAUGUGCUGCCUCUGUGGGGCAGCGGACCCCAGUGGAACCUGGUGGUGGGCCACCAUGCGGACAUCUGCAAGAAGAACUGGUGGCGCAACCUGCUCUUCAUCCACAACUACUUCGGCUUCAGCGAGAUGUGCCUGACGCACACGCACCAUUUGGGCAUCGAUACGGAGCUCUUUGCGGUGGCGCCACUCCUCAUCCUGGCACUGUGGCGGUGGCCAAGACGGGGUCUCUUCGCCCUGCUGCUCCUCUGCACGGUGGGAACGGCGGCUAGGUACUACACCACGAUUGUCAACCAGCUGUCCAACUACAUCUACUUUGGCACCAACAUUCAGCGCCUGUUCCGCACCGCCGACUACAUGUACUCGUUCCCGCCCCACCGCUCCACGGUGUACAUCAUGGGCAUCCUGCUGGGCUAUGUGCUGCGCAAGUACCAGAACGUCCGCCUGAGCCGCCUGCAGCUGCGACUUGGAUGGCUGGUGGCCACCGUGUGUGUGCUGGCCUCUCUGCUGGGACCCGCGCCCAUGGGCGACAUCAACUACGUGUACAAUUCCACCCAUGCAGCUAUAUACGCCGCCUUUGCGCCGAUCGCCUGGUGUCUGUUCUUCUCCUGGAUCGUCUUUGUCUCCCAUAAUGGGUACAGAAAUAAACUGACGAAGCUGUUUGCCUGGCGCGGUUUCCAGGUGUCCACAAAGCUAUCGUAUGCCAUUUACCUGACGCAGUUCCCCGUGUUCUUCUUUAAUGUCGGCCGAAGGCGUCACAUUCACCACUACUACAACUUUGUUUCGAUUAUUCUCGAUACCAACGAAUUCAUAUCGAUCUUCCUGGCCUCUGUGGCCCUGACGGUGCUCUUCGAUGCGCCGUUCCAGAAUCUAAAGAAGCUGCUGAUCAAGCGACCCACUGCGGCAAAGGCGGUGAAAGAUAGCCAAGCCAAUGGGACGAAGUACCAGGAUGCGACGACAACGACACUAGCCUCUCAGCCCAGCAGCACUGCCCUCCUGCAAUCGCAUCACCCGCACUCCGAUUAGUCUGGAUGCACACACUCUUUUCUAGCUAUGUAUAACUUGUAAAUGUCCUAGCAUUUAGUGGCAAUAUGUUUAGUGAUCCCCAGCGAAAUCCCCAAAAAAUCCCAUCCAAUCCGUCCAUGUGCCCAUCACAUUUCCUUCGAAUUCAAUCCAAAACCGCCCCUAGUUUUAGUGAAACGCUUUAUACAUUGUAAAUUGUACUAUUAGUCAAAUCGAGCGACAAUUAAGAACCGAACCGUAACGAACCGAUUCGUAGUCAUAAACCAAUCAAUCACUGCUUGAUGUACGAUAUUAUCUUGCUUGCUAAACCGGGCUUCGAGAGGUGGUCACUGCUGGGGAACCCUAUAUCGUAAGUUUAACUUAAUAUUGGGGCCCUGGACUAAGACUCUCGGAGCGCAUGUUUAUUAGAAUACUUACGUUACCUUAAGCGAGGUCAAAUGUCAGUUUUUAAAUGGUAAUUUAAUUAAUAAAAUAUAUAAAUAUGUUACAAAACCCUCAAGCUUUGUAUGUGCAUGAAUUCCUCAAAGUAUGCAAUAUUCAGAUUCAAAGCAUACAGUUCUGGAGCGACUGAAAUGUGAUAAGUCCGAUUACUGUUUGAGAAGCAUUGGUGCGGACGCCAAAAACUGGUAAAGGUUUAGAGGCACUAGAUCGCCAAUUCCAAUGUGAAGCAGUAAAAACGAAAACAUAUC